UGCAGUAAGACUACAAGAUUUGCGUUUUUUUUUGUAAUGUGUAACUAAUUUUACGUCCUUUUCGUUUUAAUAAUAUUAGUCUAUCUGAAUGGCUGUCAGUCUGCCUAUGCUAUGGCGACAUUUAGUGGUUUUAUGAUUGACAUCUCAAGACAACGAACUUGAAGAUGGGAACAGUGGACAUUUUUUAAAUUCUGCUGGAGUAUCUAUGGACGAGUGUCACUUCACUGGAACUUCACUAUUGAUAAUUACGUCCUUUGAAUUUCUUUUGUUUUGAUUCGUUUUCAGUUUGUUUUUGUUUAAGGUUGAUGGUAUUUAUCCGCAUGCUUAUUCACAAUUUACAUUCUGCCAAAAAGAACUGCAAAUGGGUCUUUGAUCAUUUUUUGUUUCAAUGAUUGUUGUUUGUUUGUGGCCGUUUCUUUGCUCACUAUUGGAUUCAUUCGGCCUUUCAGUCCCGAUCUCUCGUAAUUUCUCUAAAAUUAAUCUUCUCUUGGCAUCAUAAUUAUUUAUGUCUCCGAAGUACAAAAAAGAAAGAUUCUUUAUUCCUUUCGAUAAUUUUAGUGGAGCUGUUAAUAGUUCGUGAGUCACUGAUUGCCAGGCGUAGUGCAUCGAUAAAAAUCGAUAUCGGAAAUCAAUCGAUAUCAAUGACAUGAAAUAUUUGUUGAUCAAUUGUCAGCAUGCUGUCAGCAACAAAACGGGAACAUAGAUUUGCAUAUUUUUCACACUUCAAAUCGGUAUUCCAAGUGACGCACUCCAAUUCUCUCCUUUGGCAGCCCGAGAGAGAGCGAACCGGAGCUACUCGAGUACUAGCAGGGAUUUGCGCAGCUUUUUGUAACAGUUGCCAGGGUCAUCUGAAAACCAAAAUGGCGCGAGGAACAUGGCGACGACUGUUGCUGCUUUCGAUGUGGGCCAUAGUUCUCCUACACAUUCAGUACGUGAAGACAGAAAUACGCCUACGUUGCGCAAUGGUAAAGGAUUGGUUUCCAAGCGAUGUUAAACCUCAAACCUCAAAGCCUCCAUAUGUACUCGACGUAAUUAGCCCAGAUGGGAAGUCCGUACUUGAGGAUAUGUACCGUGGUGAGCCACGUUACGGACCUGAACAAGAAUUAACCUACACAAUCUUCCUGAAUGGCACUCACUCCGACAAUGUAACAGAGAUGUUUACAGGCUUUAUGAUUUACGUCUACAACGAAUUUGAAGAUGAAGAAAGUGGACAUUUUGUAAAACCACUACCUGCUGGAGUAUCCAUGGAAGAAUGUCACUUCAAUCAAACAUCACAAUGGAUUGAAUAUGUGGAAAAUUCUACUUCCACCAACCGGAGCAGUCUCCAAGUGAAAUGGAAGUCACCCAAAAAAUAUCCAGCAGGAAAAAUUACCAUAAGUGCCAGUGUUGUCAAGGAGCAAGGCGUUUACUGGGAAGGAAUCACUUUGACUCUAAAUCAUUUGUGUCCCCUACCAGGUUGUGCCGAUGUUGAGGAUUGCCCUCAUGGUCUUGCCAAGACCAAAUUUGGAUGUCAAACUUGUGAAUGUGCAGGUGCUGGAAGCAACACUAUUGGUUUCAUCAGUCUUCUGGUCAUUGUGCUUGCGUUGCUCUCCAAUUUGAGAUAAAUUGUCACCGUUUUUUCAUGAGAAGAAAAGUCUUGCGAUCGCAGUUUCAAGUUCCUAGUUAGUUGUAAUAAUUAGUCAAGCAACAGAAGCUUGUGAAGCUUGUGGGCGCCUUUGUAUUCCCUAUAGCGAUGUCUAACACAAAGACUUAAGUGACUUAUUGUCCCAAAGUUUACUGGCCGUUUUUUCGUCAGUGAUUGUUUCCCUAAUGUAACAGGGUCUGGUGGGCUUUGACUGACAGCUGAUAAUUGGUUAAAAUCGUAACUAUGAGCUUAGAAAUAACGCAGUUUUUUCUAUCAAAUACAUGAGAUCUGCAAAAUUUAUUGGUAGUUGAGAAAUGGACUGAAAUUUGAAAAGAUCGAUGAGAAAUUGCCGAAAAUAUCUCUUAUAACUCAGUCGUUAAAACCACCAUCCAGACACUCGUAUGACCAAGCUUACGCGGGACCGUAUUGGUCCCGUAUUAGUCCCGUAAUAAUUUGGGAUUAGUCUCGUAUUAGUCUCGUAUUAGUCCCGUAUUGGUCCUAACACCCCCUCCCCCUCCCCCCUCACCCCCGAUUCGGUCACUCGCAAAAGCGCAAAUGAAUGAUAAGAACAGCACAAGCGUUUUUCGAUUGUUUGUUGAACUCGAGGAAUCACCUCAACGUAACCAUGAGCACAAGCACCAGAACGAUAGUCAAGUUUAUUUACAUUAAAACUGAAUAACUAACAAACCUCACAACUAUUACGUCAAAUAUAUUGUGCCAGGUAAACACUAUUAACUAGCUUCUGAGCAUGUUUCACUGCUCAUUUGUAAUGCUAACUACUCUAUAUUGUACAGAUGCGACCCGUGUAGGCCGAAUUUAAACCAUUAACCAAUCGAUACAUGAUACAGAAAUCAUAUUUCACUGCAUUGCUAGAGAUCGCUGAAGACAUCUUCUCACUACUGCUACCGUUACUAACUACUCGCUCACUACUGCUACUUACUAGUCUUAGGGUUACUUCACUGAGUGUUAGAACUUCCUAUGUGUAUAUACAUUUAUGUCAAGUCGCGUUCGAAACAACUUUGAAGCAUUGUAAAAUACACCAGCUUUUCGAAAUUGU
Molecule: messenger RNA, 2681 nt
Organism: Orbicella faveolata
Lineage: Eukaryota; Metazoa; Cnidaria; Anthozoa; Scleractinia; Merulinidae
Molecular function (GO): enzyme inhibitor activity
Source: RefSeq, a predicted model, not a curated record